Molecule: messenger RNA, 1635 nt
Organism: Chlorella variabilis
Lineage: Eukaryota; Viridiplantae; Chlorophyta; Trebouxiophyceae; Chlorellales; Chlorellaceae
Exons: 5
Coding region: 1-1635 (544 amino acids)
Biological process (GO): carbohydrate metabolic process
Cellular component (GO): beta-galactosidase complex
Molecular function (GO): beta-galactosidase activity
Source: RefSeq, a predicted model, not a curated record
AUGAGGCCCCAGGUGCCGCCGCGAGCGCGGCGGCGCACGACCUCAGCGGGCGCGUUCCUGCUGGCCAUCCUGCUGGCCAUGCUUGUCGCCAUUGCACCAGCCAGGGGUUUCAAGGAGGUGUUUGCUACGUUGUUUGCGCUGGAGAUGCAAAACCUGCUCGGCAUCAAGGAUAAUGGGCCGCUGCCGCCCGAGGGCACCAGUCAUGACUUGGGGGAAGUGGUGCGGGGCGUGAAGGAGCAAGGGGUGGGCAUCUUGUUCACUUCGUUGAAGUGGUUCUUCCAGCAACCCACCCCAGACACAUUCAACUUUCGGGUUUUAGACUACCUUGUGCAGACUGCGUGCAGCCAGGGCCUGCAGCUGUCCGUGGUCCUGGAUGCCCAGGCCAACCCGCCGUGGGUGUUUGACGUGGUGCCAGAUGCGGGCGUGGUGGACUCCAAGUACAUCGGCCACAGGUCAAUCUCGUUCAACCACCCGGCCGUGAUGCAGCUAGUGCAUGCCUGGUAUGAUGCGGUCCUGGCACGGAUGGCGGAGCUGAAUGCCACCUGCAUCCACUCCGUCCAGCCGUGCUUCAACAACGAGUACGAGACGAAGUACAUUCAGGAGGCCGAUGGUGCUCAAGACUACAGCGCGCAGGCCAUCACACUGUUUCGCCAGUACCUGCGCAACAUACAUGGCGAGAUCAGCUUUUGGAACGAGCGGUGGGGCACCUCCUUUUCGCACUGGGCAGCUUUCAAGCCGCCCAAAUUUUUCCAGCACGGCCAGCAUUGGGGUGACACUGCCACCAACGUAUUCUACUGGGACUGGCAGCACUUCCGCCACCAGCGCAUCCAUGAGGUGCACGAGAGUGGCUGCAUGCACAUUGCGGCAUAUGGCUUCCGCUGCAUCCAACACUUCGCAGAAUUCAUGACUGGCAGCGAUGCCAUCUAUGCUGCGGGCUCGGUGUUCACCCUGGCCGCCAGCCCUUGGCUGGACUACAUUGUGGUGGACUCCAACUUCAUGACCACCGCCAUGCUGCCCACGCGCGACGUGCGGGUAGUGCAGCUGCUGCUCAGCGCCAUGAAGCCCUUUGGCAAGCCAGUAUUUUUCGAGGGGGCCUUUGAGAGGAUCAGCGACCCUGCAGUUCACCGACGGGCAGUGAUGCUGACGGCGACAUCCGGCGCGCACGGCAUUGGCUUCACCAACUGGCUGGACCGUGUCGGGCCCACCUUCUUCAACGAUACCCUGCAGGGACUGCCGCUCCCGCACAGCGACGCUCCGCCGGUGGCCGUCCUCUCGCCGUACCGCUCCUAUUGGGCCUUCAAGGGCACACCCAAGGAUGCCAACGGCGUGCUCUUUCCCACAGACCCGCAGCAGGACCGGCUGUUUGCAUGCCUGGAUGAGGUGGAGAAGGCUGUGCCAUCGGUGGAUGGCCUGCAGAUAUUUGGCGUGCCCACCAUGCUCCUGGCGGUGGUUGAAGACUUUCAGCGCAUCUGGUAUGUCGAACCAGAGGUGCUGCUGUCCGGGGAUGCAGAGACCAUAGUCAGGAUCAAGCAACGGGCGGCGGAGCUGGGCGUGCCCUGGAAAAAGUGCGCACUACGGAAACGGCAAGGCAAGAGGGGGGCGCCACCCGUAUUGGUCAUUCCAGAGGUGUAUUGA